Molecule: messenger RNA, 261 nt
Organism: Aedes aegypti (yellow fever mosquito)
Lineage: Eukaryota; Metazoa; Arthropoda; Insecta; Diptera; Culicidae
Product: histone H2B
Exons: 2
Coding region: 1-261 (86 amino acids)
Cellular component (GO): nucleosome
Molecular function (GO): DNA binding; protein heterodimerization activity; structural constituent of chromatin
Source: RefSeq, a predicted model, not a curated record
AUGGCACCGAAAACCAGUGGAAAGGCCGCGAAGAAAUCCGGCAAGGCCAGAAGAACAUUGUCAAGGGCCGACAAGAAGAAGAAGAAGCAGCGCAGGAAGGAGAGCUAUGCCAUCUACAUCUACAAGGUGUUGAAGCAAGUCCAUCCCGACACUGGGCGUUUCUUCAAAGGCUAUGAGCAUCAUGAACAGCUUCGAGAAUUGGCUAAGCAUGCUGUUUCCGAAGGCACCAAGGCCGUCACCAAGUACACCAGCUCCAAGUAA